AUGGCGGCGGACGCCGGCCUCGACGUGGCGGCGGUGGAAAGUUUCCUCGACAGGCACCCGGAGCUGGUGGAGAAGUGGCUGAAGAGGAGAAACUCGCGGCGGGCGUCCCACAAGGAGCUGCGGAAGAGCUUCGCCCGCUCCAAGGCCAUCCACGUCAACCUCACCUACGACGAGCAUGUGCACGCCCGGGCACAGGAGCCGCUGAGCAGCGUGCGGCGGCGGGCCCUGCUGCGGAAGGCCAGCUCCUUGCCCCCCACCACGGCACACAUCCUCAGCGCCCUGCUGGAGUCCCGCGUCAGCCUGCCCCAGUACCCCCCGCCCGCCCUGGACUACAAGCGCUACCUCAAGGAGCACAACGAGCGGCAGUUCUUCCUGGAGCUGGUCAAGGACAUCUCCAACGACCUGGACCUCACCAGCCUCAGCUACAAGAUCCUCAUCUUCGUCUGCCUCAUGGUGGACGCCGACCGGGGGUCCCUCUUCCUUGUGGAGGGGGCGGCCGCCGGCAAGAAGAGCCUAGUCUCCAAGUUCUUCGACGUGCACGCCGGCACCCCGCUGCUGCCCUGCGGCUCCACCGAGAACAGCAACGAGGUGCAGGUGCCCUGGGGCAAGGGCAUCAUCGGCUACGUGGCGGAGCACGGAGAGACGGUCAACAUCCCCGACGCCUACCAGGAUCGACGCUUUAAUGAUGAGAUUGACAAACUCACUGGAUACAAGACCAAGUCACUCUUAUGCAUGCCCAUAAGAAACAGUGAUGGAGAAAUUAUUGGUGUUGCCCAAGCAAUAAAUAAGAUUCCUGGAGGUGCCCCCUUUUCUGAUGAUGAUGAAAAAGUGAUGCAGAUGUAUCUCCCAUUCUGUGGGAUUGCCAUAUCCAAUGCCCAGCUGUUUGCAGCUUCAAGGAAGGAGUACGACAGAAGCAGGGCUUUGCUGGAAGUAGUGAAUGACCUCUUCGAAGAACAGACUGACUUAGAGAAAAUUGUCAAGAAAAUUAUGCAUCGGGCCCAAACCCUACUGAAGUGUGAAAGGUGCUCCGUAUUACUUCUAGAAGAUAUUGAAUCACCAGUGGUGAAAUUUACAAAAUCCUUUGAGUUGUUAUCUCCAAAAUGCAGUGCUGAUACUGAAAACAGUUUCAAAGACAGUGUGGAGAAAUCAUCAUCUUACUCUGACUGGCUAAUAAAUAAUAGCAUUGCUGAACUUGUAGCUUCCACGGGUCUCCCAGUGAAUAUCAGCGACGCUUAUCAGGAUCCCCGCUUUGAUGCUGAAGCUGACCAGAUUUCUGGCUUUCACAUAAGGUCUGUUCUGUGUGUUCCUAUAUGGAAUAGCAACCACCAAAUAAUCGGGGUAGCUCAAGUGCUGAACAGGCUUGAUGGGAAACCCUUUGAUGAUGCUGACCAGCGACUGUUUGAGGCUUUUGUUAUUUUUUGUGGCCUCGGCAUCAACAAUACAAUUAUGUAUGACCAAGUGAAGAAAUCCUGGGCGAAACAGUCUGUGGCUCUUGACGUGUUAUCUUAUCAUGCAACUUGUUCAAAGGUAGAAGUGGAUAAAUUUAAGGCAGCAAACAUCCCUCUGGUGUCAGAGCUUGGCAUUGAUGACAUCCAUUUUGAUGACUUCUCACUUGAUGUGGAUGCCAUGAUUACUGCAGCCCUGCGGAUGUUCAUGGAACUUGGAAUGGUUCAGAAAUUUAAAAUUGACUACGAGACACUGUGUAGGUGGCUUUUGACGGUUAGGAAGAAUUAUCGAAUGGUUUUAUACCACAACUGGAGGCAUGCUUUCAACGUGUGCCAGCUAAUGUUUGCCAUGUUAACUACAGCAGGAUUCCAGGAGAUUUUGACUGAAAUUGAAAUUUUAGCUUUGAUUGUGGGAUGCUUAUGUCACGACCUUGACCACAGGGGAACCAACAAUGCCUUCCAAGCCAAGAGCGGAUCAGCCUUAGCUCAGCUCUAUGGCACCUCUGCUACCUUGGAGCACCACCAUUUCAAUCAUGCUGUCAUGAUUCUCCAAAGUGAGGGUCACAACAUCUUUGCUAACUUGUCCUCUAAGGACUACAGUGACCUUAUGCAGCUUCUAAAGCAAUCGAUAUUGGCAACAGACCUCACUCUGUAUUUUGAGAGAAGGACUGAGUUUUUUGAACUUGUCAGUAAAGGUGGUUAUGAUUGGAAUAUAAAGAAACAUCGAGAAAUAUUUCGAUCAAUGCUAAUGACAGCCUGUGACCUUGGAGCUGUGACCAAACCGUGGGAGAUUUCAAGACAGGCGGCUGAGCUGGUAACCAGUGAGUUCUUUGAACAAGGAGACAGAGAAAGAUCUGAACUGAAACUCACCCCGUCAGCCAUUUUUGAUCGGAACAGGAAAGAUGAACUACCCAGGUUGCAGCUCGAGUGGAUUGAUAGCAUCUGCAUGCCAUUGUAUGAGUCUCUAGUGAAGCUGAAUGCGAAACUGAAGCCUAUGCUGGACUCUGUGGCAGUAAACAGAGGUAAAUGGGAGGAGCUGCACCAAAAAAGACUUCCUUCUCAGGCAGCAUCCUCGACCUCCUUUUCCUCUAGCUUUACCGUGUCUCUCAAAGACAUAAAUUAA
Molecule: messenger RNA, 2568 nt
Organism: Cygnus atratus (black swan)
Lineage: Eukaryota; Metazoa; Chordata; Aves; Anseriformes; Anatidae
Gene: PDE11A
Product: phosphodiesterase 11A
Exons: 21
Coding region: 1-2568 (855 amino acids)
Biological process (GO): signal transduction
Molecular function (GO): protein binding; 3',5'-cyclic-nucleotide phosphodiesterase activity
Source: RefSeq, a predicted model, not a curated record